Silurus meridionalis is the source of this 10005-nucleotide messenger RNA. RefSeq names its product glutamate receptor, metabotropic 5b (gene grm5b). Lineage: Eukaryota; Metazoa; Chordata; Actinopteri; Siluriformes; Siluridae. Gene Ontology annotation, molecular function: G protein-coupled receptor activity involved in regulation of postsynaptic membrane potential; adenylate cyclase inhibiting G protein-coupled glutamate receptor activity. Gene Ontology annotation, biological process: G protein-coupled glutamate receptor signaling pathway; regulation of synaptic transmission, glutamatergic; trans-synaptic signaling by endocannabinoid, modulating synaptic transmission. Gene Ontology annotation, cellular component: postsynaptic density membrane. The record is from RefSeq and is a predicted model, not a curated record.
CGGAGUGGGAGGACUGUCUCGAGGACGGACUGACCGGCUGCUGGCGCGAGGGAACGGGAGCGCGCGGCGAGCAGCAGCGAAUCGGACAGUGUGUGUGUGUGUGUGUGUGUGCGUGUGUGUGUGCGCGCGCGCGAUUGUGUGCAGCUCGUGCGCGUGUCUGCACGAGACGUUAAGAUCUACAGGACCAGGCUUUUCCGUCGCAGCAGCGGCUGGUGCGCAAAUUACCGAGGACAUCUCGCCCGCCUGUGUGCGUGUGUAUAUAUACGUGUGUGUGUGUGUGUGUUAGACUGCACAGGACCUUUAACGGAUUAUGGGGAGGAAUUGAGCGCGUAUCACAGGUUAUUACCACUAUCAACGUCGUUCGCUAUCCACCAACCUGCAGGUUGCCAUAACGACGCCCACUUGCCCAAGGCACCAAUGGUCUAUCAGUUGAUUUCCGGGAACCGCUGGAAUUAUCACCUGUGUGUGUGUGUGAAAUGUGCAUGAACAGCGGCAACCUAGAAGUGUGACGCCCCUGAGUGGCGCACACACACACACAGGCAUGUGCAGGUUCUUAACAAGGACCAAGACACAUACUCAUGUCUGCUGCUUGAAACCUUCUGCCUUAUUACGUCUUUGUUACAAUUGCAAAAUGGCUUCUUAUCCUCACACUCAAGCACAUACACUUGCAAUACACACGGUUAGCACAAGAUACGGUGGCUGGAGAGUGGUGUUGUUGACACCCUCUAGCUUGUCCAUGCCGAGAGGCAGAAAGACAGGCGAAUAGAGAUUUUUUUGGCUUCUGUCAGUCUUCUUGUGGAAAGGUGUAUUUUUUUUUCCCCCAAAAUGCUCGUCUCGUUCUAAUCCCCUGCACUGUAGAGGUGAAGAAGGAGCUUAUUAUUUCUAAUAAAAUGUCCAUCAGGUCACCUGUCUACCAGGACCUUUGAGAACCAAAAUCGAAAGGAAGGAAGAAGAACGUCCUUGCUGUCAUGGCGGAGAAAUUACAUUCUUGGUAACGAGCAAGUGCAAAUAGAGAAAAAAGAACAUUCAUUCAAAAUGGCUGCCGUACAUCUCCCACUCUUCCUGGUCCUGAUGUCCAUCCCAGUAAUCCUGUCCUCGCUCCAGUCGAACGAACGGCGAGUGGUGGCCUAUGUCCCUGGGGACUUGAUCAUUGGUGCUCUGUUCUCGGUCCACCACCAGCCGGCGGCGGACCGCGCCCACGAGCGCAAGUGUGGGGCUGUGCGUGAGCAGUAUGGCAUCCAGCGUGUCGAGGCCAUGAUGCUUACGCUCGACCGCAUCAACGCCGACCCAGACAUUCUGCCCAACGUCACGAUUGGCUGUGAGAUCCGGGACUCCUGCUGGCACUCUGCAGUUGCGCUUGAGCAAAGCAUCGAAUUCAUACGUGACUCGCUCAUCGCCGCCGAGAGCCCCACGUCCUCUCCGCUAGCCCCUUUUUCCGAAGAUGCCCCAGUGGGGGGCGGAGUGAAGUGUACCGAAGGCCUGCCCCCCAAAGGUAAGAAGCCUAUCGUGGGCUUGAUUGGACCUGGCUCCAGUUCAGUGGCUAUUCAGGUACAAAACCUGCUGCAGCUCUUCAACAUCCCUCAGAUCGCCUACUCGGCCACCAGCAUGGACCUGAGCGACAAAUCGCUGUUUAAGUACUUCAUGAGGGUUGUUCCGUCCGACGCGCAGCAAGCCAGAGCCAUGGUGGAUAUUGUCAAACGCUACAACUGGAGUUACGUCUCCACCAUUCAUACAGAGGGUAACUAUGGUGAAAGUGGAAUGGCGGCGUUUAAGGAGAUGGCUCUGAAGGAAGGGAUCUGCAUCGCACACACUGAUAAGAUCUGGAGUAACGCAGGCGAGCAGAGUUUUGACCGUCUGCUGGCGAAGCUGCGCAGUCGUCUGCCCAAGGCACGUGUGGUGGUGUGUUUCUGCGAGGGCAUGACGGUCCGCGGCAUCCUCAUGGCCAUGAGACGCCUGAACCUCACUGGGGAGUUAAUGCUUGUGGGCAGCGAUGGAUGGGCAGACCGUUAUGACGUGACGGAUGGGUAUGUGCGUGAGGCAGCGGGUGGGCUCACCAUAAAACUGCGAUCGGCCGAAGUGAAGUGGUUUGACGAUUACUACUUAAAGUUACGUCCCGAAAACAACCUACGCAACCCAUGGUUCCCGGAGUUCUGGCAGCAUCGCUUCCAAUGCAGGCUGAAGGGACAUCCUCAGGAGAACCCGGAAUACAAUCGGACCUGUAGCAGCCGGGAUUCACUGCGGCAGCAGUACGCCCAAGACACUAAGAUGGGUUUUGUAAUAAAUGCGAUCUACAGCAUGGCAUAUGGGCUUCAUAAGAUGCAGAAAGCUCUCUGUCCUGGUAUGGCAGGACUCUGUGAUGCCAUGCAGCCAAUUGAUGGUUCCAAACUGCUUGAGUUUCUUAUGAAGACCAACUUCACAGGCGUCAGUGGAGAGCACAUUUACUUUGAUGAGAACGGAGAUUCGCUGGGAAGCUAUGUGAUCAUGAACUUUAAGAAGAAGGGAAAAGACCACUACGUUUACACUAAUGUGGGCAGCUGGGACAACAGCGGCUUGCAGAUAGACGAUGACGAAAUCUGGCCGAACAAAGACUCCAUCAUUAAGUCGGUCUGCAGCGAGCCAUGCGAUAAGGGACAGAUCAAGGUUAUCCGUAAGGGCGAGGUGAGCUGCUGUUGGACGUGCACCCCCUGCAAGGAAAACGAGAUUGUGUUUGAUGAGUACACAUGCCGAGCCUGCGAACUCGGAUCAUGGCCUACUGAUGACCUCACAGGUUGUGACCCAAUUCCGGUUGAGUACCUGCACUGGGGUGACCCGGAGCCGAUCGCCGCAGUGGUUUUCUCCUGCCUCGGCCUCCUGGUGACAUUCUUCGUGGCAGCCGUGUUUGUAGUGUUCCGCGACACGCCCGUGGUGAAGUCAUCCAGCCGUGAGCUCUGCUACGUCAUCCUGUUCGGGAUCGCCCUGGGCUACGUCUGCACCUUCUGUCUGAUUACGAAACCACGUGUAAUUUCCUGCCUCCUGCAGCGCCUUGGUGUGGGCCUGGCCCCUGCCCUGAGCUACUCGGCUCUGGUCACCAAGACCAACCGCAUCGCACGCAUCCUGGCAGGCAGCAAGAAGAAAAUCUGCACCAAGAAGCCACGUUUCGUUAGCUCAUGCGCACAGCUCGCCAUUUCCUCCCUGCUGGUCAUGGUGCAGCUCGGCAUUAUCGUCGCGCUGCUCAUCCUCGAGCCGCCGGACCUCGUCUUCCACCAUCCGUCUAUCCGAGAGGUCCGACUUAUCUGCAACACCAGCACCCUGGGCGUGGUUGCGCCGCUCGGCUACAAUGGGGUACUGAUCCUCAGCUGCACCUUCUACGCUUUUAAGACGCGCAACGUGCCGGCGAACUUUAACGAAGCCAAACACGUGGCGUUCACGAUGUACACCACGUGUGUCAUCUGGCUGGUUGUGCCCAUCUACUUCGGCUCGGACUACAAGAUCGUGACAACGUGUUUCUCUGUGAGCCUCAGUGGAACUGUUGCACUCGGAUGCAUGUUCGCACCCAAAGUCUACGUCAUCCUGGCCAAGCCAGAGCGCAAUGUGCGGAGCGCCUUCACCACCUCUACAGCCGUCCGCAUGCAUGUGGGCCGGGGCAAAAAGACACCACCGCCCACCAGCAGCCUUGCCAACUUGUGGAGGAGACGCCCCUCAUCCCGGGACACGCUCAGCUCAAACGGUAAAUCAGUGACGUGGGCUCAGACGGAGCGCAACUCCAAAGGUGGCCACUUGUGGCAGCGUCUCUCCUUCCACAUCAAAAAGCGCGAGAACAACCAGACGGCUGUCAUCAAGCCGUUCUCCAAGGCGUCGGAGGACGUCACGCCCGACAGCGCCACCGAUAAAAUGCUAUACGAGGUCACAGAGAGCGAGGAGCGAUACCCUGUCCUGUAUCGGCCCCAGACGCCUUCACCGAUCAGCACCGUGAGUCAGAGGCCGGGAGAAAUCCUGGGCCGGAGUCAAGCCCCUGAUGAUGAACAGAUCAUUAGUGUUUCCUCGUACGUCAGCCAGUCGUCCCGUAAAGACAGCGGAUCAGGUGCUGCAGGGAUAGGACCUGUUGGGGGCGGAGUUGCCAGCGGAGCCGUGGCGGUUGUGGGCGGAGUCUCAAGCUCAUCCCAGGGCUCGCUAAUGGAGCAAAUCAGCUGCGUAGUGAAUCGUUUCACAGCUAACAUUAGCGAACUGAACAGCAUGAUGCUCUUGAGUUCACCACAGCGGCCUCCCAAAGUCCCGCCCCCUUACUUCCUGUCCCGAGACAUGUCCAUGCCUGCCACUAUGACGACCUAUGCUGAAAUUCAACCCCUUCCACCCGUGGAGUCAAACGGUGGCCGUCCAUCCACAUCCUGCGCCCUCGGAGGUCCUCCGGACGUUAAAGAGAAGAUUUUGGAAACGGUGGUCCACGAGGCCCAGGCUCCAAAAAGUGAAAUGGAGGAGAUUCUCACGCUAACGCCGCCCUCGCCGUUUAGAGAUUCUGUUGCAUCAGGAAGCAUUUCGAAUUCUCCUGCCUCGGAAUCGUCAACCAAAUACGAGUGUUUGGUACUGAGGCACUACAGCCAGAGCUCCUCGUCCUUAUAAUGACUUUGGUCAUGAGGGAAAAAAAGGCUCAAGAUAUAAGAUAACGGUUUUCCGGUGUGCGUGUUUACAUGUUGUCGCUGUUGAAUUUGACAAACAAUAAAAUGUCCUUAGAGGACUGUUGAGAAUUCAGGAAAUGUCAAGAGGUGGAUGGGAAAACAGAAAGGAUUUUAAAACCCUGGAGUUGAGAACAGGAGGAUGAAAUAUGCGGAGGAGAACCGACGAUGGUGAAGCUGAAAUCAUUGAAUAAUGGUGUCCCAGAGGAUAUAAUCGAAUCACACAUGUGCAGACCAACAGCAAGUGCUCUAGGACUUUAGUCUCAGGAAAGAGUUAUUGCAUGAUAUCGAAAUGAUGAAUAGAGCGAUGAGAUGAUACUAGGUGUAUCUUUUGUAAACGGUUCCGCCAUUGACAAUGACGGACGACUAUUACAAAAUCUAGACAAAAAACCUGAACAACAUAGAAAAAGGACAACGUUGUACAGAUAUGUAGGAUGCAAAUGACUGAAACUCGUAUCUCCUGAAGAGAAAUAUAUGCAGUGCUGCAAGGAGCUAGAAGUGACAGAGGGACUAAAGUGAUAAAGAAGGGAAGCAGGAAGAUAUAUCUAGGUUUGAAAAAGACAAAGAAAGGACAAUACGCAAUUUUCGAAACCGUACAGGGAAAAACGGUAGCUAGAGUAGCAAUGUGGAUUAAGGGAAACAUGUAAGAAAGGUGAAGUAUACGACCUUGUUCCUCAAAAGAAAAUUAAAUGUAUAAAGGUAAAUUGGAUUUGCUUAUGGUCCAAUCACGUAGCUCCGAUAUUUUACCUCAUCCCCAUUGCACAGGUCAUGGUCGUAUUUAACAGAAACGUUUUACACAAGGUUCGCCUUCUGGAAAACGUUGAUAUGAGAUACUUUAGACCAAUGAAUCGGUGAAUUUAUCAGUAUAGCUAAUAUUGUCCCAAUGAAUCAGGUAAACUAAUUAAUUUAUUUGCAAUCAUCGCAAUGAAUCCAGUGUAUAUAUCGUUUUAAUUGAGAUUGUCCCAAUAAAUCGGGUGAGCCACAAAUAAUUUCCCUAUUAGGACCUUUCCUUUUGAGAACUCUGGGAUGGAUAAAAACGUUUUGUACCAAAGCGAAAAUUUACAAGACGUUCUUGCUAUAUAUUUUAGCCAGUAGAGGAUGCUGAAUGCAGCUAGCCAAGAGUGUAAAAAUGCUCCCCUGAGACAUAACAAAGGUAUGUAUUGCUGAGAACUAGACAAGACAAUAAUACAAUUAAAAAAACAAGUGCUUGAACAAGAUGGAGAACAGAAAUAUCAAGGUUGAAAGAAUAGAUUCCUAAAUGCGAUACAACAGUUUCAAUUGCGGUAUUACGGGGACUGAAAAGAGGACGAGUGUCACAGACAUACAGUAUUUAGUGUGCGUGUUUACAUGUCACAGUUACAUUUUUGCCAAAUGUAGAGGCUACAGAAGCUUCAAAGACGUUCAAUGGACGUGAUUAAUAUUUUUUUAUGUUUGGUCGUUAUGUUUGGUAGUUGCCUUAAAUAUAAAUGGCUGUCAUCUAAUUAGAGAGAUUUUUUUUUAUCAAGUGUUUACCCUGUGUGUGGGAUUAUGGGGACCAGAACACUCACAGGGAUAUGAGGACCAUCCCUCUAAAUCUGGAACCAGGCAAAGAGAUUAGCAAGGGCUGAGAAACAUUUAAACCAGUGUUGUUUGGUAACACAUAUAUAUACACACACCCACACACACAAACACAAUUACACACACAAAUGGACAAGUUAAAACUGAGGACUUGCUUUAGAUGCACUUGGCCCCAGGACCUGCACAAAGUGCUUUGUUUUCUGUCCUGCAAAAUCCUGUAAAUAUAUACAUACAUGACAAUUUGGUUUUUCUUUGGUUCUCAUUUUCUACUUUCCUUUUCUUUCCCUUCUCAACUUUCUCUUUCCUUAUUUUGCCUUUCCGGCCCAUUUAUCUUCCUGUGCGUUCCAAACACCCAGGAUGAUCAAUUCAGAAUUAUGAAUGUACAUUCUUUUUUGUGAACCUUGAAUAGCAUGGGACCAAAUUUCUCAUACCUCUGUGACUCCUCUCAACCUUAGAGGUGUAUUUUUUUUUUGCCAGACUGAACACAAUACUAGUGGAUCAAAUACUAGUGAAUCUAACUGUGUCUUUUACUUGAGUGACAAGAUCGUGAUUGUUAAACUAUUAAUUUCAGAUUGCCACAAAAGAUCAGAGUAACUACUGUCAUACACUGAAUUUAUUUGCUAUAUGUUUAGCCAUUGAUGAAUCAACGGAGUAAAAAAAUUAAUUCAAAUAUAUUCAAAUGGUAAUACUCAAUUUAACACACAGUGAUGCCAUUUGCAUUUGCAGUUUCAUUCGUAAAGGGCUUUAGCUUAUGUCAAUUUUUCAUCCCCCACAAAUACAUGCUGAAAAUUGCAAAAAUUUCACCUCAUAUUCAUAAUUUAUAUAGAAAUAUAUCUCUAUAGAAAGACGAUCUUUUCAAAAGAUGUUUGUCUGCCUCAUAAAAACCUCAAGAAAAGUCUUCAUCGAAAACUGAACAUAACAAUCAAACAUGCAAAAACUUACAAGAUGUCACUUCUUUUAAACCACAACACACAACCACAUGUACCGACAACCAAUAUGACGCUAUUGAGAUAGAUAGUUAUAUUAUGAAUAGAAAAUGACUAGUUUGUAGUGCCAAAGGAGCUUAUUUAAUAACAUAAUGACGUCAAAUGUUUCUAUGUCGAAAGCACUUGCUUUUUAUAAAAAAAAGAAAAAGAAAGAAAAAUUUUAAAUAUAAAUAUUCCAGAUGUAAAGCAAUACUACAGUGAACACAUACAGUACAGAGCAAUGCACUGAAUUUAAUUCCUUGAUUCCUAUAUUUAUUUUAGCUGAAUAAAUCUGAAUGAAUCACACCUUAAGAUCUGGUAGGAUCAAAUUCUAUAAAAUGUAAUAUACCUGAUCUGAAGUCUUUUACUGCAAACAUGUAUUUUUUUUUCCCGCAUCGAACGGAACGAUUAGCUGACGAAAUAUUUUAUCAGGAAAGAAGGUAAAUAUAAAAAUUUAAGAUUUUGUAUGUUCAAAUUAUUUGGAGCGCUUAUUAAAGUUUAGAGUUUAUACAUUUUUCAUUAAAGAGCUGUUUAACAGAUUGGUUGAGUAUAAAUAUAUACAUAUAUUAAUUAAUAAAGAUGUAAUUAACAUUAUUUACAAUGAAAUAACAGGGAAAUACAAUCGCCCAAAAUGUGUUUAAAAAAGAAAUAUUUAUAAAAUAUAUUAAUUAAUUAAUUAAUUAAUUAAUUAAUUAAUUAAUUAAUUAAACCUUGAUAAUUACAAUAUUAUACUUUUUGCUUAUAAAUUAAAAAAACUAAAUAAAUAUUUUUUAUUAAAAUAUUAAAUUGAUUGAAUUUCAGGGUUGUCUCUUUAUUUCCAAUCCAUUAGUCUGGUGGCUUUAAUGCUCUGUGCUAAUAAAUAUAUAUUUAUCAAACAUAAUUUAGAUAAAAGUUUAUUUGGUAUUGUGUCAUUGGUUAUGUUCGGGUUAAAAAAAAUUUGUUUUAAAAAGUUUUUAAAAAGUUGGAACAUUUGUUUUUUAGCAGCAACUUGUUGUGUGUAGGUUGCCUUCAUUCGGUUUUUUUUUUCGUUUUUUUUUUGGUCAGAAUUGAAAAACACAACGUGUCCACCAAACAUAGUCCAGUCAUUUAAAUCUCAUAAUACCAAAUAUGAUCACUGGCCUAAAGUGUAUAAUAUUUCCAAUCUAACAUCGAACCUUACAUUCGACUUAGAUGUCAAUCAAAAAUAAUUUUACUGGUGGUCUUUUCUUAUGUAGAAAUGUCCAUUUUGGAGCCAUUUGCACAAAUGAUAAAUAAAAUGAUACAAACUAAAGGAGAAUAUCCAAAAUCACAGACAAUCCAGUGUCCAAAGAUUAAAAACCCAGCCCCUCAUAUACUAAAGGGUCCAUGUUAGAGGUCGACCGAUUGUGGAUUUUCAUUGAUACCGAAAGCUAGUUUGGAUCGUACUUGUCGAUAACCAAUUAAUCAACCGAUUCGUUUUUUAAAUGGAUACUGGAUAAAAAAACAAACAUAACACUCCAUGUAAAAUUGUACUAAACUUUAUUACAAAAAUAAAAAACAGCACUGAAUCAUAAAAAUGUGCUAAAGGUAAAUAAAUAUGAAUAUAUAAAUUAAUACAUAGAAUUAUAUAAUUAUUAAAUUAUGAAUGAUAAAUAAUUUAUCGCUCUUCGUGCAGCGUGCAGUCUCAGGUGUAUAAACAACCAGCGCUAGUGAUUCACCUCUAGUGGCCGCUUUUGUAAUGACAGCCAGUACCGAUUAAUCUGCCGACCUCUAGUCCAUGUACAUUGUGUUCUUUCAGGUUUAUUUUUUGUUUCGAAAAUAAAAACCAAAAACAAAAUAAUUAUGUUUUAAAGCUAUUUUUGUUAAAAAUGUUUUAUUAUUUUUGUGACUUUGAGCUAUUUAGGUUUGUGUGACUUGAAUAAGCUGAAUAAAAAAAACGGAUCAAUCAUGAGCGUUUAAUCUAUCAGCGACUUUAUCCGACAUUCUGGAACUGGACAGGAAAUAGGAGUCCAAUACAUGUCCUCUUUUUACUAUAUUAUGCUGAGCACACAAUUAUCAUACAUGCCCCACCUCCAUGCCCCGCCCUACACCCUGUUCUAUUGGAUUGUCUACCGUCUCUGAAUGCAUUGCUACAUAAAUAUGUAUCAUAUUUAUUUAUAUUUAUCAUUUGAACAAAUUGGUCCAGAGUGGACAUUUCUUCCUCAAAUGAAAUAAUUGGAUUGGAUGUUAAAUUGGAAAUAUUGUGCACUUUAGGCCAUUGAUCAUCUUUGGUACUUUGAGAUUUUCAUUAUUACACUCUGUAUUUUAAACAAGUUUAACCAAAACGAUCUAAAAAAAUAGUACAAAUUUCGAAAAGUAACUAUAAUUAAAAUUUUGCGAACUGCGAACCAAAAAAUUAAUGAACGCAACACACACUGACCCCUAAAUUGUGUUCAUUGCGUAAGGAAUAUCGCUGGAGAAAAUAUAUUUGUAAAUUAUAUUUUUUAACUAAAACCCCAAAAUCAAUUAGAUGUUAACAUUUUCGAACCCUUGCCAAUAACACACACUUUUCAACUUGUGCCAGUUCAAACUGUGUAAUUGACGCUGUAAGUUCUUAUUGAAUUAUUAUUAUUAAUAAUAAUAAUAAUAAUUUUUUGUUAUUUAUAUAUUGGCUUUCUGGAUGUAAAGAUGUGUAGAAUGUAAUAUGAUAUCGUUAUUGUGAUUUAUUUUUAUUUAUUUUUUUGUUCAGAACAUAGUUUAUUGUUGUGGGAAAUUAUGAUGCUUAUGGCUAGUUAGAGUCAAUUCUUUUAUCUUAUUUUAUGGACAUUUCGAGAAUCUCGGUGUUGCUGUGUGGGAAGAUUCCAUACCUUUUUGAAUUGUUAUUAAAAAUCUGGAAU